AUGUCUUCGGGCGGUGGGCCCGGAGGAUUCAGGACCUACCGUGACGAGAAGUGGACGGUGCCGGAGAUGGCCGAAUACCUGUACGGUGUUGGUAACUUCAAGAAACUGCAGCAGAUCAAGACGGAGGUCGACCCGAACGAAAUGUUCAACACGGACCCUCAGGCCCCGCUUGGCUUAGACGAUCGUGUACAUCGAUUAAAUUGGCUCGUCGGGACUCAAAUCAAGGAGAGACACGUGUGCACGAUGGCCCCGCCUCGAGAAACACGCCGCGAACGCCAGCAGUUCCUGCAACGUCUGGAUGGCCGAACUGCGCACGACCGAGAGCGCAUCAGGAAGGAGCAUGCGGCGUACCUGGCUGGCGAACGAGAGGAGGAUGCUGACUUCGGAGAAGAUCCAGCACCUACACGCAGCGCGACAGCUCGUCCUCUGCUUCCGGUUCCGAUCGGCAAAGAUGCCUGUUACGUGCGUGCGCAGCGACGUUUGAUCUCGCAACAGCAACGUGCUGUCGCCGCAAAGACGUUGGCAGGCUCCGGCAAGAAACGGUUGGCUGCUAGUAGGGACUUGAGCGACGAUGAUGAGGACUAUGAUCCCGCUCUGUUCGACGAGGAAGCGGAUGCUGAUGCAGACGAUGAGCGACUGGAUGCAGCAGACUCCCCAUCCAAGACACGGCUGCCAAAGAAGAAGAAGAAGAAGACGGGCCGCGGCGACUCCGACCAAGAAGGCGACCCCGACCAAGAAGGCGACCCCGACCAAGAAGGCGACCCCGACGAGGAAGGCGACCCCGACGAAGAAGGCGACCCCGACCAAGAAGCCACGAAAACCCACCGCGUCGCAAGUUGCUGA
This is a messenger RNA of Phytophthora infestans T30-4, 843 nucleotides long. RefSeq lists its product as uncharacterized. Bases 1 to 843 code for a protein of 280 amino acids. The record is from RefSeq and is a predicted model, not a curated record. The transcript has 3 exons. Lineage: Eukaryota; Oomycota; Peronosporomycetes; Peronosporales; Peronosporaceae. Gene Ontology annotation, molecular function: flavin adenine dinucleotide binding; oxidoreductase activity.